GUUGAUCAGGUGGCAGUGAAGUUCGUCAAGAAAUCAGAGGAUAUGAAAUACAUCAACUUUCCUGAACAUCUUCCAUUGGAGGUCGCUCUUUUAAUCCUCGCGAAUGAGGGCCCCAGAGUUCCCCAGAUCAUCCAGCUGCUGGACUGGAAGGAUCUGGGUGAAUACUACAUCAUGGUUCUGGAGCGGCCCGUUCCCUGUGAGGACUUGCUUGAUUUUGUGCAGCGCCACGGAGGCAGAAUCGACGAGGAGUUGGCUCAAGUUAUCAUGCGGCAGGCAACUCAAGCCGCUUAUAUGAGCUGCCAGCGUGGAGUGCUGCACCGGGACAUCAAACAGCAAAACCUGCUGAUCAACAAGGACACCCUAGAAGUCAAACUAAUUGACUUUGGGUGCGGCAACCUCCUUCAAAGCGCGGCCUACACUACAUUCAUGGGCACACGAAUGUACUGUCCACCCGAAUUUCUAUCACAGGGCAAGUACCACGGGGAGCCAGCGACAGUAUAUUCAUUGGGAGUGCUCUUGUUCUCGCUAGUAUGCGGGACAUUUCCAGACAGACACGACAAGAUUAUGAUCGAUCUGAACCGUUGGUUCAUAGCUGGCUUGUCACAAGGUGAGAUUUGCAUGACAACAAAGGAAGCAGAUUGUAGUUCUAAAUCAUACAAAAGAGAACAAAGAAAGAAGACGGGCAACAGAAAAGUGUAAAUAAUGCAGGAUUGUUUUUCAG
This is a messenger RNA of Sinocyclocheilus anshuiensis, 721 nucleotides long. Its product is annotated as serine/threonine-protein kinase pim-2-like. Lineage: Eukaryota; Metazoa; Chordata; Actinopteri; Cypriniformes; Cyprinidae. Gene Ontology annotation, biological process: regulation of mitotic cell cycle; negative regulation of apoptotic process; protein autophosphorylation. Gene Ontology annotation, cellular component: cytoplasm. The annotation marks the transcript as partial. The transcript is spliced from 3 exons. Gene Ontology annotation, molecular function: protein serine/threonine kinase activity; ATP binding. The record is from RefSeq and is a predicted model, not a curated record.